This is a messenger RNA of Phyllopteryx taeniolatus (common seadragon), 2457 nucleotides long. It is a transcript of the gene rnf41, whose product is annotated as ring finger protein 41. Gene Ontology annotation, molecular function: zinc ion binding; ubiquitin protein ligase activity. The record is from RefSeq and is a predicted model, not a curated record. Gene Ontology annotation, cellular component: plasma membrane signaling receptor complex. Gene Ontology annotation, biological process: protein K63-linked ubiquitination; positive regulation of JNK cascade; tumor necrosis factor-mediated signaling pathway. NCBI's taxonomy places the organism in Eukaryota, Metazoa, Chordata, Actinopteri, Syngnathiformes, Syngnathidae. The transcript has 7 exons. Bases 252 to 1208 code for a protein of 318 amino acids.
AAAUGUGCGCGAUGACGUCAUUGCCCGUCGGCGUAUGAGUGACGUCGCGACGUCGGUCGGAUGUAGCGCGGCAGGACGCCACUAGCCCAAGCUAACAGCCAGCUAGGCAAAGUACACACAAACCCUCGCCGACUGCUGUUUUACUGACCCGUCAAAGUCUUUGUGUCGGUCAAAAGAGCUUGUCCACCAGCUGAAUGGAAGUACACCAGGCUGUUUGUGAAUGAGGGGGUGGUCGGGGUCAGUGAUGCACCAUGGGCUACGACGUGACGAGGUUCCAAGGGGAGGUGGAUGAAGACCUACUGUGUCCAAUAUGUAGCGGUGUUCUAGAAGAACCAGUGCAGGCCCCACACUGUGAGCACGCUUUCUGCAAUGCCUGCAUCACGCAGUGGUUCGCCCAGCAGCAGAUCUGUCCUGUGGACCGCACUGUGGUGACGCUGGCUCACCUGCGGCCCGUGCCACGCAUCAUGCGCAACAUGCUUUCCAAACUGCAGAUCAGCUGUGACAACGCCAGCUUCGGUUGCACGGCUACGCUUCGACUGGACCAGCUGCAGUCGCACCUCAAGGACUGCGAGCACAACCCCAAAAGGCCCGUCAACUGUGAAGAGGGAUGUGGCCUGGAGAUGCCCAAAGACGAGCUGCCCAACCAUAAUUGCAUCAAACACUUGCGAGGUGUCGUCCAGCUGCAGCAGGGCAAAAUUUCAGAUCUGGAGAAAACUGUGGCCGAACAUAAACACCAGCUGGGCGAACAAAAACGAGACAUUCAGAUGCUCAAAGCGUACAUGCGAGCCAUCCGCAGCGCUAACCCCAACCUACAAAAUCUAGAGGAGACCAUUGAGUACAACGAGAUCUUGGAAUGGGUGAACUCCAUGCAGCCUGCCAGGGUGACCCGUUGGGGCGGCAUGAUCUCCACCCCGGACGCCGUGCUGCAGGCAGUCAUCAAGCGCUCGCUCAUCGACAGCGGCUGCCCGCUCUCCAUUGUCAAUGACCUGAUCGAGAACGCCCACGAGCGCAAUUGGCCGCAGGGCCUGGGCUCCCUGGAGACGCGGCAGAUGAACCGUCGUUACUACGAGAACUAUGUGGCCAAGCGCAUCCCGGGCAAGCAGGCGGUGGUGGUGAUGGCCUGCGAGAACCAGCACAUGGGAGAGGACAUGAUCCUUGAGCCCGGCCUGGUCAUGAUCUUUGCACACGGCGUGGAGGAGAUCCUAUAACUGCACUACGAUAUGGCGACCAAGAAAUCUGGCUUAUCCUUAUCCAAAAAAUAAUUGAACUGUUGAUACCUAUGCCUUAAAGGAAGGACAAAUGUGUCAUCAACCUGGCAAGUAGAGCCAAUAAUAUGACUGAUAUGGUAUUGGGUUUUGAUGGUUACUUGGUUUAUAUUUAGUGCAUUAUGUAUUCUGAUUGUUCUGAUACUCUCAUUGUAACGUGAAAAACUUUUUCAACAAAUUUGCUUCAUUUUAGGAACAACUUCCUGCUGCAUAGGUUUGCCAUGAACUCUGAAGAUAUUCUGGCACAAAGCAAACCCACCAUGACACAGUAAAGGGAGUGUUUUAUCAAAUGGUUGGAGCUGUUUGAGUCCAUUGUUAGUCAACACACUACAUACUUGGCUGGCUAACUGGCUGCUAGCGUCUUUUUUAUGGCGUGCAUGUACCACCGCCCAGCUCACUACUAUUUGCGCUGGAUGAAUUAUCACCACAAUAAUCAAUUGUAUCAAUUCGUUGGUACCUCACUUGUGUAAAUGUUUGUAAAUACAAAUACUAUAUUGACUCAUAGAUGUAAUUUUCUUCCUUGUUCUGAUUCCAUAUUUCCCCUGAUUGGUUUUUUUUUGGACAUUUUUGUCAUUGAUGAGCUUUUUCCUGGCUUUAAGUUAAUUGUUACGCUGUGAAUAUUCCACCAAGAUGUUCUAUUCCUGUUUGCAUUGGCCAUAAUUUUUCUGUGCCAUUUUGUUUUAUUUAUUCUGUUGCCUUUUACAUGCGAGCACACAAAAAACUUGAAGUUGAAAUUUGCCUUUUUCGGUGCAUUGGAAGUUUGUUGCAGGAACAAAACAUUUGUUGUGUUUUCUGUUGCCUUUUUUGGUAUGCUGGGUCCAGAUGUGAAGUGAUGUUAAAUUUCAAGUUUGACGUGGAUGGGAUUUAUGUGAUGACCACAAUGGUUGCCUUUCUACAGUAUGUUCUUUAUGUUGUCCAGGUUUCGACUGCAUUCAGCAAGUAUCUCUUUAAUGUUCAUGUUCACAGCGUGGAGAUUGUAAAACUUAAUCGCGAAGUCACGCUUGUGGCUUUUAAAGAAGUGUUGAGUCUCACCAUCUCCCCUCAUAACUGUUGGACUGAGACAAAUAUGACACAUGAGCAGUAAACGCAACUUUGUAUUGUACCCUUUUGUUAUUCUCUUUGGUAAUGUUUUUAAUUUGUCCUGUGUCGUCGUAUCACGGUGUACAGACAAAGGAAUAAAAUGUCAUAAGUA